Mangifera indica (mango) is the source of this 673-nucleotide messenger RNA. RefSeq lists its product as uncharacterized. The record is from RefSeq and is a predicted model, not a curated record. Bases 47 to 538 code for a protein of 163 amino acids. The transcript has a single exon. NCBI's taxonomy places the organism in Eukaryota, Viridiplantae, Streptophyta, Magnoliopsida, Sapindales, Anacardiaceae.
AAACUAACGAAGCUCAUCGAAACACAGAAGCUAGAAGUCAGCAAAAAUGGCGACUCAACAAUUGGUAGCAGACAAGAAACAAGGAGCCGAAGUCCACCACGGCGCCGCCCUCUGCAAGAAAAAGUGCCAUGAAGUUCUCGCCGAACUCAACCUUCCCAAAGGCCUUCUCCCACUCGACAACCUCACCGAGAUGGGCUACAACCGCGCCACUGGAUUCAUAUGGCUCAAGCAAAGCCAACCUUACGAGCACAAGUUCAAAGCCAUCAACCGCACCGUUUCCUACGACACCGAAGUGUCAGCUUUCGUUGAGAACCGUCGAAUGCGUAAAGUUACCGGAGUGAAAAGUAAGGAGCUUGCAAUGUGGGUGAAGCUUGCCGAAAUAUAUAUUGAAGAUCCUAAUUCUGGCAAAGUAACUUUCUCCAGUGCGGCCGGGCUGUCGAGGGCCUUCCCUACCUCGGCGUUCGAGCUGGAGGACAAGAAGGACCAAAAGGAACAAAGAGAAAACUGUUGGGGUCGUUUCAAAAUUUUAAUAUUUUAAUAAUUUACGGUAGAUGCCUGUCACGUUUUUUUUUUUUUUUUUUUAAAUUUAUACAGUCUGUGCGUGGGUCAGAUGUAUGAAUAAGCAACUUUUAUAUCAGUUGAUAAUAAGAAUAGAAACUUUUGAGUUUUUAUA